UCCUGUGGCGGGCUAGUGCGGGGCGCCCGCUGCGGUCGUGACCGGCGGAGUGCCAGCGUGCGGGGGUCUCUGUCGGCGGGGACCUCACCAUGGCGCUGCAGCUCUCCCGGGAGCAAGGCAUCACCCUGCGCGGGAGUGCGGAAAUCGUGGCCGAGUUCUUCUCCUUUGGCAUCAACAGCAUUUUAUAUCAGCGUGGCAUAUAUCCAUCUGAAACCUUCACUCGAGUGCAGAAAUAUGGACUCACCUUGCUUGUAACUACUGAUCCCGAGCUCAUAAAGUAUCUUAACAGUGUGGUGGAACAACUGAAAGAUUGGUUGUAUAAGUGUUCUGUCCAGAGACUGGUGGUGGUCAUCUCAAAUAUUGAAAGUGGUGAGGUCCUUGAAAGAUGGCAGUUUGAUAUUGAGUGUGACAAGACUGCAAAAGACGACAGUGCUCCCAGAGAAAAGUCUCAGAAAGCUAUCCAAGAUGAAAUCCGUUCAGUGAUCAGACAGAUCACAGCAACAGUGACAUUCCUGCCCCUCUUAGAAGUUGCUUGCUCAUUUGAUUUGCUGAUUUAUACAGACAAAGAUUUGGUUGUACCUGAAAAGUGGGAGGAGUCAGGUCCUCAGUUCAUUACAAAUUCUGAGGAAGUCCGUCUCCGUUCCUUUACUACCACCAUCCAUAAAGUGAAUAGCAUGGUGGCCUACAAAACACCUGCUAAUGACUGAAGGUGAGACUAGGAAAGUAAUGUAGUUACAAUUCUCUAAUGUUGUUUUCCUGAAAUUUAAGUCAGCUGUGGUUGACAGGUCUUAUUUCAUUGCAUAAUUUUUGGAUGGGGAAAGAUAACAUUGUACUUUGGUGAAUGUGUAUUGUUCCACUUCGGGGGGUGCCUAUUACCUUAGGGGAUAAUACAAUGAGUUUUCUGCACAUAGUUCAGGAGAGACUACCAGCUUGUGUCAGCUUCAAAAUAUAAGUUCUUUUAAAGUGGUAUUCUUUAGAAAAUACUAGCUAUAAAGCUUAAUAGCUUGACUUACAGAGAUGCUUGGAUACGUAUACAGCAAAAGCUUAGAUUCUGAAAAUAGUGAAAUAUAGAUUUAUUGGGUCCUGUAUUAUUUGUUAUAUUGUAUAGAUCCCACAUUGAACAUUUUCUGAUUGAUUUUAACUUAUAUGGAGUAAACCUAUGAAAGAAUGGAUAUUUGCACUGUUGAAUUCUUUUAUAAUAAAAAACUUUACAAAAAAUUUUAAUGUUUUCUACAAUCAAGCUUUGAGUGACA
Molecule: messenger RNA, 1253 nt
Organism: Dipodomys ordii (Ord's kangaroo rat)
Lineage: Eukaryota; Metazoa; Chordata; Mammalia; Rodentia; Heteromyidae
Gene: Mad2l1
Product: MAD2 mitotic arrest deficient-like 1 (yeast)
Exons: 5
Coding region: 90-707 (205 amino acids)
Biological process (GO): mitotic spindle assembly checkpoint signaling
Cellular component (GO): cytoplasm; kinetochore; nucleoplasm
Source: RefSeq, a predicted model, not a curated record